AUGGCUGAGUGCGAGGGGAAAGUAGCGGACACAAGUGAUAACGCGGACUCUGUCGGAGGGAAGGUUAUCGGAGAGACUGAUGAUCGUGGGAGGCUAUGUGAGCCGUGUUUUGAGGAAGGAGCCGAGGUCCCCGCGGCCAAGUUUUGUGUUGAGUGUGAGGACUAUUUGUGUGAGGCAUGCGUGCAAUAUCAUCGAAAGUCCAAACCGUCUAAAACACAUGAACUGAUUGAUAGCGAUGAUAGAGUUCAAGGUUCCAGGAAAAAGCAGGGAAGAGAUAUAUUUAUCUGUUCGAUUCACCAGGGAGAAAUAACUCUUUAUUGUACAAAACAUGAUAAACUGUGUUGUUCGAUGUGCGUUAGCGGAGUUCAUAUGAUGUGUGGAGACAGUAUUUGCAAGGUUGGUGAUGUAGCUGAGAGAGAAGAAGAGAAGAAGGAAAUUAAAACAGUGGAGGAAUAG
Mya arenaria is the source of this 456-nucleotide messenger RNA. RefSeq names its product transcription intermediary factor 1-beta-like. The coding region runs from base 1 to 456 and encodes 151 amino acids. The transcript has a single exon. The record is from RefSeq and is a predicted model, not a curated record. NCBI's taxonomy places the organism in Eukaryota, Metazoa, Mollusca, Bivalvia, Myida, Myidae.